Symbiodinium natans is the source of this 1653-nucleotide messenger RNA. Lineage: Eukaryota; Dinophyceae; Suessiales; Symbiodiniaceae. The record is from the annotation of a GenBank genome assembly.
AUGUUCGUGUCACACCAGUGGGCCGGCUCCCAGCAUCCCGAUCCGAGUUUCAAGCAGUUCAAGGUUCUCCAGAAAGCAUUGAGGAACAUGGCAAAGGCACCGGUGGUUUCCGCCAAUAUCGGCCUCGAGUUAUACGCGAACACGCAGCCCCACGACGCAGGAGAUCUGUCCAAGGCGAUCUUUAUUUGGUAUGACUACUUCUCGAUCCCCCAGGCAGACCCCACGUCGCGAGGGCUAGCGAUCAGUAGCAUUCCCAGCUACGUGAGGCGAUGCCGAUUCUUCGUCAUCUUGUGCCCACACAUCUAUCACCACGAGCAGCGGACGUUGCUGAACAAGGCCACGUGGAAAAGCCGCGGAUGGUGCAGACUCGAACAGGCCGCUUGGGCGUUGAGCGCAUCGGCCGAGGAGGAAGAGGUCUGCCCGAUUGAGAUACAAAGCUCCACGCAGCAGGCCUUGGUGGAUUCGUGGGAUUGGACCCGUGCGCCAGUGGGUGAUGGGCAGUUCUCUUUGGCCUCCGAUCGCGGGAAGCUGGCCCCGGUCUUCGAGGGGAUGCUUCGAAGGAAGUUGAACUUCCACCUCGCCCGUGGUGAGCUCCACGAUUAUCGCAUACUCCUCAACUCACAGCGGAUUCACCUCCGAGGCCUCCCCAUCGAUCGAAUUGUGGAUGUAGUGCCCGGCUUCCAAUGCGAUUUUCAAGAUCCGGCCGCCUAUGACCUGGCGCUCUUCAUGCACUUGAAUGGCUUCCAAGAGGUGACGGAGCGCACGGCGGAAGGGUGGACGCCGAUUUGCUUCGCUGCGCUGGACGGGAGCCCUAUGCUCAUCGCCAGUCUCCUUGAACACGGUGCGGACAUGAACGAUGUGAUUUUAAAGGAGGACCCCCUCUACCACUUCAUGCCCCGGACGGGUGUGCCGCAUAUGUGCGCGUUCCUGGGACACAACGAAGCCCUUCGCUUGCUCAUUGAGUGCAAGGCCGACUUAGCGCGGAAGGAUUCUAUCAAUGCCACUCCAAUGCACUGGGCGGCGAUCGGCAGCAAUCUGGACGGUAUUGACAUUCUCCUGAAUGCCGGCUGCAGCUGCUUGGAGCCCAAUCUGCUGGGACACUCCCCCUUCGAGUUGACCUGUAUGUCGGGAUCAACAGGGUGCAUGAGAGAGCUGUUGCCGUAUGUCACGAAGCGCACGAUCUCACUGGGGCUUCAUGCGACCUUCAUUCACGGCGGAAGCUCCGCCCCGAUGGUGAAAGCACUGAUCGAAGCGAACGCAGAUGUGAACCAUCAGCAAGACGUUCCCUUCUUCAGCGUCCUUGGCGUGAUCUUCGCGGCUUUGAGCAUGAAGCAUCGCCUGAACUUGUCUCAGAACUCCAUGCUCAGCAACUAUGCCUACCAUCAGUAUGAUGCCACGCCCCUGAUGUGCAGCAUCCUAAGCGGCUGCUUCGAGGCAACCUUGGUGUUGCUGGCAGCAGGUGCAAGAACCGACCUUCAGAACGCGCGCGGGCAGACCGCCGAGGACUUUGCAAAGGACGUGGUGGCUCCAGACCACAUCGUCUCGGCUCUGGUGGAAGCUACCGGGAGCCCCCCACUGGGCGAGAAUUGCAUUCGAGAGGACUGGUGGAAUGAGACCAUGAUACGGCCCACCCUUUCCUGCCGCAGCCAGUGA